Triticum aestivum (bread wheat) is the source of this 611-nucleotide messenger RNA. RefSeq names its product putative 4-hydroxy-4-methyl-2-oxoglutarate aldolase 3. The transcript has a single exon. Bases 19 to 531 code for a protein of 170 amino acids. The record is from RefSeq and is a predicted model, not a curated record. Lineage: Eukaryota; Viridiplantae; Streptophyta; Magnoliopsida; Poales; Poaceae. Gene Ontology annotation, molecular function: ribonuclease inhibitor activity. Gene Ontology annotation, biological process: regulation of RNA metabolic process.
AUAUAUGCAGGUCGAUCGAUGGGUUCAGAGAAGUUCCCAACCCCUGUGGCCGACCUGUGCGACGCGAACGCCUCACUGAUCCUCGCCGGCGAGCUGCGCAUCCUGGAGCCCGUCUUCCAGCCGUACGGCCAGUGCAGGUCCUUCUCGGGCCGGGUGGUCACCAUGCGCGUCCUCGAGCACAACGCGGGCCUGCGCGCGCUCCUGGAGACCCCUGGCGAGGGCCGCGUCCUGGUGCUCGACGGCGGUGGCAGCAAGCGGUGCGCGCUCAUCGGCGGCACGCUGGCGGAGGUGGCGCGCGGCAGCGGCUGGGCGGGCGCUGUCGUGAACGGCUGCGUCCGCGACGUGGAUGACGUGAACGGCUGCGCCAUCAGCGUCCGCGCGCUCGCCAGCAACCCCCGCAAGCCCGGGAAGAGCGGCGCCACGGAGAUGCACGUGGACGUCGACGUCGGCGGCGCCGUGGUCCGUGACGGGGAGUGGCUCUACGCGGACAGCGACGGCAUCAUUGUCUGCGACAGGGAGAUCUACGGUUGAUGUGAUCGACCCCAACGUGGCUUAUUCCACACAGUUUGUCUUCCGAUGUCUGCCUCGCGUGUUCUCUCUAAGUUUGGUGG